Molecule: messenger RNA, 1023 nt
Organism: Oikopleura dioica
Lineage: Eukaryota; Metazoa; Chordata; Appendicularia; Copelata; Oikopleuridae
Source: the annotation of a GenBank genome assembly
AUGGUAAUUCUUACUUUGAUAGACGACGAAGGAGAAGAAUGCUGCGGAUACGAAGUAAGAAAUUGCUCCCAGAAAGGCCGUGGAGUUUUUGCAACUAAAGAAUAUGCCCCCGGAGACGUCAUUUUCGACGAGAUGCCAGCCGUGAUGGCUCCCCGAGAUCGCGAAGUUAGCUGUUUUCACUGCGCAAAACCAUUAGAAUCCAUCAACCAAGCAGCAAGUCGCCUUCAGCGGAAACGUAUAAAGAUCUUCGAAAUCAUUCCCAUGAACGAAACGCCCGAUGUCAUCGAGGACCAAGCAACUGAACUCAAGUUCUGCUCCACUAAGUGCUUCAAAGAAGCAAACGAUAACUAUUUGAAUGCGCUACGAGGAAAGUGGAAAGAGUACAAGUCCAUUGAAAACUGGAUUCGAGUCAACAAGGGACCUCCUCAUGAUCAGGCGACUUUACUGGCAAUAACGAAGAUGAUGUGCAUGAAACAGCAAAAGAGCAAACUCGUCGAGGACUUCGAAGACAUGACAUCAGAUCGACCACUCCCGAAUAUCGAAAAAUUUACGAAAGCAGUUCACACCCGAUUCAAGUCUCAAAACGUCUUUCUUGAAAACUCCCAUUAUGAUCUUCUGAAAUACGCUGAAAUCUGUGGAGCUAACUUUCAACUGGGAACGACGUCUGCAAUCGCGCCCUGGAUCAAAAGACUGAAGGAUAUCAAGUGCCUCGAACGAAUUCAGCACGCGAAACUAUUGAAGGACUUCAAAGACUUUGACGCAAGGGCAAAAAAGAAAUACCAGGAGUAUCUUCGUAAUACCGGGGCCCAACCAACUCAGAGUGCUGCUCCUCAUAUUGCCUCUGAAUUCCGUGCUCUUUAUGCUAUGCAUUCGAAGAUUAAUCACAGCUGCUCUCCAAACGUAAAAGUAAAGAUGCUCGAAAACUCGUCAAAAGUAGCAAUCAUCGCUUUGACUCCGAUUUCCCUCGAAGAUGAGCUUUGCCACGGGCUGAAAUUGAUAGAAAAAGCUUUAUCCUUGUCGUGA